This is a messenger RNA of Columba livia (rock pigeon), 6595 nucleotides long. RefSeq names its product ALX homeobox 4 (gene ALX4). Gene Ontology annotation, molecular function: DNA-binding transcription activator activity, RNA polymerase II-specific; RNA polymerase II transcription regulatory region sequence-specific DNA binding. Bases 211 to 1374 code for a protein of 387 amino acids. NCBI's taxonomy places the organism in Eukaryota, Metazoa, Chordata, Aves, Columbiformes, Columbidae. The record is from RefSeq and is a predicted model, not a curated record. Gene Ontology annotation, biological process: regulation of transcription by RNA polymerase II. The transcript has 5 exons.
GCUCCGCAGAGACCCGCGCUCCCGAAGGGGUUAAGGGCCUUAUUUUCUUCCUCCUCCUUUCCUUUCCUUUCCUUUCCUUUCCUUUCCUUUCCUUUCCUUUCCUUUCCUUUCCUUUCCUUUCCUUUCCUUUCCUUUCCUUUUCUCUUCUUUUUGACUGAAGGACUGUGGAUGUAGCUUGCGUAAUAUCUUUAUUACUGAAAACUUCAAGGAAUGAAUGCUGAUACUUGUGUUUCUUAUUGUGAUCCGGCUGCCAUGGAUUCCUACUACAACGCAGCCUCCCAGGGCACAGAAGGCUCCUCGCCUUUUAGGGCAUUUCAAGCAAGUGACAAGUUCAGCCCUACUUUCCUGGCCAGCAAAGGACAAGGCUUUGGUGACAGCAGCACUAAGUGCCGGAGCCGCUACAGCCAGCAGGAAUGUCAGUCCCUGGAUGGCAGCGUGCAGGCUCCCGGCUCCGCCGGGGCUCCGGCCGCCUUUAACAAAUACCCUCCGCAGCAGCAGCAGCCGCCGCACCUCUACAUGCAGCGAGGUCGGUGCAAAACCCCCCCGGAGAGCAACCUCAAGCUGCAGGAGAGCAGCGGCCACAACGGAGCUCUGCAGGUCUCCUGUUACGGUAAGGAGAGCAGUUUGGGAGAGGCUGACUUGCAGUCAAGCUCCGACCCUCCGGGAAUGGACAGCAGCUACCUCAGCGUGAAGGAAGCCGGGGUCAAAGUGCCUCAGGACAGGGCCAGCACGGACCUCCCCAGCCCCAUGGACAAGGCUGACUCGGACAGCAACAAGGGCAAAAAGCGGAGGAACCGCACCACCUUCACAAGUUACCAGCUGGAGGAGUUGGAGAAGGUCUUCCAGAAGACCCACUACCCAGAUGUAUACGCCAGGGAGCAGCUAGCCAUGAGGACAGACCUCACCGAGGCUCGCGUACAGGUGUGGUUUCAGAACCGGCGAGCAAAAUGGCGCAAGCGGGAGCGGUUUGGCCAGAUGCAGCAGGUCCGGACCCACUUCUCCACCGCCUACGAGCUGCCCCUGCUCACCCGUGCUGAGAACUAUGCCCAGAUCCAGAACCCCUCCUGGAUCGGCAACAAUGGCGCUGCCUCCCCUGUGCCUGCCUGCGUUGUCCCCUGCGAGACAGUGCCCUCCUGCAUGUCCCCCCAUGGUCACCCCCACACAGCCGGUGGCGUCUCUGAGUUCCUUGGCGUCUCCGGCCCCGGCAGCCACGUGGGACAGACUCACAUGGGUGGCCUCUUUGGCACAGCUGGGAUGAGCUCUGGCCUCAAUGGCUAUGAGCUGAACAGCGAGCCGGACCGCAAGACCUCCAGCAUCGCUGCCCUGAGGAUGAAAGCAAAGGAGCACAGUGCCGCAAUCUCUUGGGCGACAUGACAGGGCUGCAGCCCAGCGCCCACAAGACAUGAAGAGAGCACAUGGGGACAGCCGAAUAAAUCCAUCCGCUUGGACUCCAGACAGCAGUUGCCUCCUCGAGGAUUUGAAUGCAGCACUUUUAGCUACCCUAGGUAUAUAAAGUACAUAUGUUAAUGUAAGUGAAGUGUUUCCAGCAUGAAAACGGCAGCUCCUGGCUUCCUGGGAUUCAGGUGGGGAGAGGGAGGCUGUGGAGCAGCACCUCUUUCAGUGAGAUCUGGGUUGGGAUGUGUCCCCUCUUACCACCACCUCCCUAGUAACCUGGGCAUUUUUUCUCCCUGCUCCUUUCUCUGACACCAGAUUUGCCUUUCCAAAGAGCAAGAGCCCACUGGCAUUUCAGCAGCUUCCCCCAUCCCAUCACACCCCAUACACACACACACAACUUCCCCCCCUAUUUUGUCAACAGUGUUGCUCAGAUCUGUUCUGCCCUGAGCAGGGGACUGGAUGGGGACUCUGGCACCAGCAAAGAGGCACUUCUCAGGCUGCUCCUGUCCUCCUAUCAGAAGCCACAACUUCCCACAGCUGAACAAGGAACAGGGCUGGGAAGAUACCUGUGGGUAGAAAGAAGGCAACAUUAUCUCAUCUCCUUCUACCCUGCUUUCUCUCCAUCUUGCAGCCUAAGAUGAAGCACAGAGCCGUAGAGGCCUGUGAAGGGGACACCUCUCUUCCCAACAUGACUCGGUGACACCAUGCUGGGAGUCUUUGCCAGCUCUUUGGUCACCUUGGCUGAAGGUACAUCCCAGCAGAUGAUAGCUUCUCAGUAUGGAUGGCUGCCCCAGGAGCACCUGGCAUUUGCUUUGCCAUGGUUGUGGUCAAUAUUGAGGCCCACGUGCAAAGUGAGGCAGCAAAAUGUUUCCUCUGGCUUUUACUGUGUCAGGAACUACUAUCCUCAGUUUAGAGACAGCCAGCUAUGGGAGGGGACUACAGCUGCUGUGUGAAUCCACAGGUCCCCAAAGGGACUGCUCUGAGAAACAGGUCAAGUGGUAGCACACAGACAUGGUUGUGUGAGGCCAUUGAACUGCUCAUACACCUCCUGGGGUCAGAUACGUGCAAUGACAGGCCCUCCCUGCAGCCCUUGACCAGAGCCCCACUGCACGAAGCUGCUGGGGGCAUCUCUGUGCAGUGCAGGGAGCAGGCUGAGAAGGGACCCAAGGCUGGAUGAGGUGAUGCUUCCUCAUCUUCAGCCGCCUCAGAUCCUCUUCACCUUGCAGAGGAAGCAGGAGAACUUGCCUGGUUUAUCUGAACUAAUAUGCAUCCUCCAGUUUUCCCUUCCAGUGCUCUUACCUGCACAGUGCUGUUAGGUAAGAACUCCUUCAAAAGAUUAAAUAUUUUCCAAGCUUUGGAACAUCCUUUCACCCUACUGAAUUAUCAACAGGGAGAAGCCAAAGGUCAGCUGAGCACUAUCAACCACAUGUCAGGUUCCACUUGAGCCGGGGCAGCCAUCUCUGAGUUUCACAAGGGAACUACAGGAUUUUACUACCAGAAAAAUUUGUAUGUCACCCUGCAAUCCCUCCUCAUGCUCAGUGUUAGGGGAACUUGUAGUUCAAGGCCCAGGAAUUUUUAAUGGUCUUUGAAAAGGCUCCAAAUAAGCUAUAACCAAAUGUCAGGUUUCAGGUUAACAAGGUAUACAAGUAUUUCCACAGUGCCUAGACUGCCAUACACUACAUAGAUCAGCAGUGUCAAACUUAUUUUCACUGGGGGCCACAUCAGCCUCACGGUUGCCUUCAAAGGGCUGAAUGUAAUUUUAGGACUCCAUAAACGUAACUACUCCUACACCCUGACACCCCUGACAUAUAUGAUACAUCAUUGCUAGAUCAUAUGUAAUAUGUAUUUACUGGAAUAAGAAAAGACCAGCAGUACUGUCUGUUUUCUGUCCUCAGAAAUGUGAAGAGAUGCCUUCCUUGGUAGCCACAGGGAACCAGCUCACAUCUAACCCCACCGUGGCUAUGACCAGGGCCUCUACCAUCAUAAGCAGCCAGUACUUAUGUCCCAGCCUAAUCAUUCAGCCGAGCAAUCGGGUAUGAUGGCUUAGGUGCUGAAAGUGAUGCUGAUCACUGACCCAGAUAGGAUCACACUGGCCAGUUAGAGGUGUCCAUCACCUGCACCGGGCACCCAGAAACCACUGGGGGUCUCGGGCCACCCAGGCACCAGUGGCAGGAGGCAGUUUCUCCAGCGGAUUUUGUUCAGGCAGCUGAGUGCAGUGCCAAGAGCAUCUUCCCAGGUACAUCGGGGAGCAUGACAUGUCCCACAGUCAGCAGGCAAUCCUGUGAAGGGCCACUGUCCGAACAGCCCAGUAACAUUACUGACAUGACAAAUUAUUAUAGCACCAGGCAGAGCUGGGGAGCGAGCAGGCACGUGGGGAUGGGUCCCGUGUGGCCUGCAGGUAUCGAAGACAGGGAGGUCGUAGCCAUUCAAGAGGUUAGCUGCAUUCCCUACUAAAGUUAAAGGGUAGCUUUUCCUCAUGGACUUACACGGGGCCAGGAUUUCACCUGAGCUGUUUAACAGCCCAGAGAAUUAAGUGCUGUAUCCCUUGUCUUGUUAGAGAGAGGAGAGGCUCCUGGCAGCAGACUCGGCAUUCACAGAGGCUUGGCGUCUGCUUUCUCUCACCCUAAAAUCCAUGUGCAAAGCACAUGUUGGACUCACUCAACCUAUUUUAAACACCACCAUGUAUGCCCGGCCCUGAGUCUGCCUGAAAGCAUCACAAGGUGAGGGGGGAUGUCGUUCUCUGGGGUCCCCGGCUGCUGGGCUUCCCUCCCGCUGCUCACCGGGCUCUGCCUUGCUUCACUGGGCACUGCCGCCACACCAGCACAGCCCCUGGCGCCCACACCUGCGGGUCACGCCGCAAGGCAUUCCUCUCAAAAGCCUCCGAAGGCAGCCAUUCAGGCAGUUUUUAGGACACGUGCAUCUGUAUUUACACAUAUUUUUAAAUUAAUUUAAAAGUUUUUUAAAACUAGCUGUUAAAUUAACAAGAAAAGCUGUGUAAAUAUAUAUAUACUUUUAUAUAUAUAUGUAUCUUAAUCUAGCCAACCUGCGGCUACUGCAUUUUUUAAGGGUCACAGGGUCAGUGUUGUUCUUGCAAUCUCAAGUUACCACAACGAUGCCUUUUUUAAUCAUUAUUAAUACCUUUCAACUCUAUUUAUGACUUUCUUCUCUAUUUAUUUUUUAAUUAGUAUGUUACCCUUGUCCAUACAUUGAGUUAUGAUUCUCUGGCUUGGACUUGCCUUCGAAGCUGCAAGCUUCAUCCCCAGCUACUGCCAAAAUGUCUCACCAGGCCUGGCUGCCCAGACACCUGCCAUGUUAGUGCCCACGGUGGCAUCUUCUGUGGGUGCAGCACCCAACCAGCUGGGCUCUCCCAGCCUCUCUCUGGCCUCACAAAGGCAGCAAAACACUCCUCCAGAGCAGUCCCGGCCCUGGCUGUGAAGCAGGUACCCCAUGAGGGGGCUGCCUUGCAUUGCCCAUGGUUACAAACACCACAGAGAUGUCCCAGAGCUUUGAGACUAGGAGGAGGCAAAUGGUGAGAGCAGCACAGGUUCCUGGCGCUGGCUUGUGGGUGGUUGGGUGCCACUCACUGCUGAGUACUCAGAGGCACUUCUUGCUUACAAGCAGUAGUUAGUGCUUUGGUAGCUACUGCAAACCAGUGGUGAACAAGCCUCGGGGUUUGCUGGGCUCUGAGGUGUCCAAACUCUAAGGGCUGCUGUGCCUGAAGAAGCUCAUGGAGAGAAGCAAGAUGGGGUCCAGGUUACCACUCCAGGACGUUACCCACCACCAGCCCUGCCGCCCCCACACUCCUCACAGGUUUGCGAGCCAGAAGCAGGGCUCCAGCUGCCUCCUCAUGAACAUGCUACUCAGUUCAGGUCUCAUGGCCGUAGCACCUACCUUGGUGGAGCCCAGGGAAAGAUAAACAAGACAGCGAGGUGAAGGAGAACCAGCGUCCCUCUCAUCUAGGGCUCACAGCAGCGUGUGAGCAAGCGUGACUCCCUGUCAGAGUGUGCAUCCCUGCCAGAGCACACCUGGCCGGAGCCGUGAGCGUGGGCAGGGUGUAGGGGAAGGCCAUGUGUAGGGACGGCGCGUCACACAUGAGGUCGCAGAGCUGCAGCAUGUGUGACUUCACCUGCCCCACCAGCCGCGGGGCUGCAGAGCCCACGCAGGCCGGGGAUCCCGCCCUGCUGCCUGGUAGGUUUCUCUGUCAGAGUGGGUGUUUUGGGGUGGGGAGGUGCAUUUCCAGGCUUCACAGAGUACACCCAGGCCAGGCAGCAUGUUGUAAAACACUCUCCAAACAAAGACAAAAAGGUAGUUUCCUGGAAAAGGUUUAAAAAAUAAUCAAGCAGAGGCAGAGCCCUGUGUUUAUUUUGCUGCUCUGACUGACACAGCAAAAAGCAAACAGACCAAAGGAGAAAUUAAACCCAAAUGGGAAGGGGACGGAAUUGGAUGGAAACUCAUUCAGCCCUUUGCAGCUUCCUGGAGGGAGCUGGGAGCAGGCGAUGGAGCAGCCUUGCACCCCUCAACUCUUUGCUGGUAACAUGGACCCCACUCCCCCACAUAGCUAGGUAGGUAGGUAGAGCUAGGACUUUUAUACUACUGAUUUUGAAGGACAGUUUUCAAUGUAUAAUAAUAUAUCGGUUUAGGUGUGCAGUGUUUGAAAGAGAGACUGGGAGAAAGACAGAAAACAAACCUCAAUCAAUAUUAUGAUGUUUUUUGUUGUAAAAUAUUGUAACCUUGUAUAAACGCAAACUUUUUUUUUUCUUUAGCUUAAUGGCCUGGGGUAGAACAUAUUAAAAACAAGUUUUUUAAAGUUCAGGUAAAAAUUUUAAAAAUCAUUUAAAAUGUUGCCAUAUGAGGUUUGUGCCAUGCAAUGUUAUUGCCUAUGCAGCCAUGUAUUACCAGUUCAUUACAGUGGAAUAUUAAAAAAGAGCAAAGAGUCUUGCAGCUUGGUUCUUUUUACCUUUUUUGUUUUGUUUUGUUUUAAAGUAAGUUAUUGCACUUGCAGCUUUUUUUUGUUUUGGUUUGUUUUUUGGGGGGAGAGGUGCUAAGGACUGGCAUUUCUGGGCACCAGUUUUUAUGUUUGCAGUUUUCGACGGGCAGCAUGGCUGGGAAGGACCCUGCUUCCCAGCUGAGGAGGCACAAGCACUGUUGUUGUUGGUUUGGUUUGCAAUAAACUCUUUCUCUUCUCUCCUCUCAACUACAA